Messenger RNA from Acaulospora morrowiae, 167 nucleotides. The record is from the annotation of a GenBank genome assembly. Lineage: Eukaryota; Fungi; Glomeromycota; Glomeromycetes; Diversisporales; Acaulosporaceae.
GUUACCUAUUCCUUCUCAUGUUGUUUUUUCUUCAAGACCUUUCCUUUGUCCUAGUUGUGUUGGUCGCUUUGCUGAAACUGAUCGGCUUAGAGAAAUUAUUGAAAGUGGUUCUUUCAGUUCUCAUUGUAGAAGAUGUUGGUUUGACAAUGAGACUUUUAGAGUUAUAA